AAUGAAUUAAAUUUAGAUUUAAAAUGAUUGAAGUUAACAAUAAGACCAUUAUAAAUAUCUUAGGUUGGAUUUUUAUUAAAAUUUUCCAAACAUAUAUUUAUGCUAUGCCCUAGCUGUUGAACUUUCUUUUUUUUUUUUGUUUUCUUUCUUUUUUCUCCUUUUCUUUUUUUCUCGUUUUGGAAGAAUCAUUCCGUCGAACACCUCGCGACCCACAUAGAAUGCUUGAUGAUUGUUGUUGGGGGUUUGGUAUGUUCAUCCACAUUGCAAUCUCUGCCAUCAACAAGGCACACAACUCAUGUCCUCGAUUUUUAUAUAAUCUCCAUUGCCAUUUCUCACAUCAAAGAUGCCCAAGCCAACAUGCUUUGUUCCUGCAAUGAAUAUAUAUGCUUACAUCUUCAAUAACUCCUCUAGCCCUAGUUAACAACAGCAUUUUAUCCAAGACCAACACAUCUGCAUCUUCUCCUUCAGCUGCAACAGGAAGUGCUUUUGAAAUACAUACCAUUAACUCAUGGUAUUUUAGUUCAGAACUACAAAUUGAUAAAAGUAUAACAAGUCAAACAGUUCCAGGAGCAGCUGAUCCUUCCACUCCUGACCACAGUGGACCAAACAAGGCAGUAACAGAUGGUACUCACCACAGGAGAUUUAGAGGACUAGUAGCGGGAUUGGUUGCAAGUGCAUGUGUUUUGGUUGGUGGGUUGGGUUUGCUUUUGUUUGGCAUAAGGAGGAAGAUGAAUAGAGCGGAAAAGAACGAUGACCAUGUUCUUAAUGUUUCAUAUGAAUUUGGAAACGGAAUGGGGCCUAGAAAGUUUUCAUUCAAAGAGUUGGCAAUUGCAACAAAGAACUUCAUGGAGGAAGAGAAGCUUGGAGAGGGAGGGUUUGGUGCAGUUUAUAAAGGUUUCUUGAGGGAAUUGAACUCCUAUGUUGCUGUCAAGAGGGUGUCAAGAGGGUCUAAACAGGGGAUAAAGGAGUAUGCAUCAGAAGUGAAGAUCAUUAGCCGAUUGAGGCACAGGAAUUUGGUGCAACUCAUUGGUUGGUGCCAUGAAAAAAGAGAACUCCUACUUGUUUAUGAGUUCAUGCCCAAUGGUAGCUUGGAUUCCCAUCUUUUCAAAGAAAAUUGCUUGCUGACAUGGGUGAAGAGGUACAAUGUUGCUCGAGGCUUGGCCUCUGCAUUAUUGUAUCUGCAUGAAGGAUGGGAACAAUGUGUACUGCAUAGGGAUAUUAAAUCAAGUAACAUUAUGUUGGAUUCAAGUUUCAAUUCCAAACUUGGGGAUUUUGGUUUAGCCAGGCUUGUUGACCAUGAAAAGGGGUCACAAACCACAGUUUUGGCAGGCACCAUUGGCUACAUGGCUCCUGAAUGUCUCAUGACAGGAAAUGCAAGCAAGGAAUCAGACGUCUACAGUUUUGGGAUUGUCGCUUUAGAGAUAGCCUGUGGAAGGAAACCCAUCAACAACAUGGCCAACAAAGAUCAAGUAAGAAUGGUGGAUUGGGUUUGGAAGCUAUAUGGAUCUGGAAAGAUUCUUGAAGCUGCUGACCCUAGACUUGAUGCAGAUUUUGAUGAGGAACAGAUGCAAUGCUUGAUUACAGUUGGCCUUUGGUGUGCUCACCCCGAUUGCAAUCAUCGGCCUUCAAUAAAGCAAGCAAUUCAACUGCUUGAUUUUGAAGCUCCUUUGCCAAAUCUCCCAUUGAAGAUGCCUGUGCUAACUUGUUUAGAUCCUCCAGUAAAUAUGUCUGCAUUUUCACUUGCAUCAACCAGUGGUAUUACUGAUUUCGAGACACGCCAGACUCAUCCCUUGAGCUCUGGUGACAGCACUGACUCCUCCAAGCUCACCAUUUCCUCUCCAGCUUCAUCAACAGCAGCAUUGCUUCUAUAUACACAGUAAGUUGGUUCAGAGAAUACGAUUGCAAUACUGUAUUUAGGUGUAUGAUUGUUCAUUUUUGUUUAUCCAGCUACUGAGUAGUUCACUGUUUAUUUUUCUUAUGGGUAGCCUAAUGUAGAUUUA
Messenger RNA from Cornus florida, 2000 nucleotides. RefSeq names its product L-type lectin-domain containing receptor kinase IX.1-like. Bases 384 to 1880 code for a protein of 498 amino acids. Gene Ontology annotation, cellular component: plasma membrane. The transcript is spliced from 2 exons. The record is from RefSeq and is a predicted model, not a curated record. NCBI's taxonomy places the organism in Eukaryota, Viridiplantae, Streptophyta, Magnoliopsida, Cornales, Cornaceae. Gene Ontology annotation, biological process: protein phosphorylation. Gene Ontology annotation, molecular function: protein kinase activity; ATP binding.